AUGCAGACACAGGAAGAGAAAAAAGUUUUAGAUAAAAAAUUUGACGUUUUAAAUGUUAUUAAUAAAACAUAUGCAGAUAGUUCAGAAUAUGAUUUAAAUGACACAUUAAUUUAUUUAAGCAAAGUUAUUUCACAAACAAAAAAUAAAAAUAAAGAAUUAGUAAAAAGUAAUUUUAGUAAAUUUGUAGAAUGUAGGAUUGUAUUAGAAGAAAUUUUACAAGAUAUAAAAAAAAAAGGAUUCGAUAAAGAUUUUUCAUCAGACAUAUUUAAAAAUAUUAAAUAUGUAAAAAACAAUUUUAAUCCUAUUAAGUGUAUCGAUAAUUAUAGUAGAAAUCAAAAGUUAAUUAUUAUAAAUAAAUACAAGACACUUUUUAAUAUAAAAUCUUUACUAUCGGGAAGUUUUGAUAAACAAGAAAGAUUUGUUGAAAUUUAUAAAGAAGCUAAACUUCAGUAUAAAGAAGUUGAAAAUUCAAAAUUUAUGCAGAACAUAUGGAAUUCAAUUAAAGACAUAACAAUACAAUUUUUAGAAAAAUUAUACGCACAGAUUACUGAUGAAAAGAAUAAUUAUAUGGAAGUGUUAUACAUUUUUAACUUAUAUUUUCAAGUAGCUGAAAUUAAAACAGAUAGAAAAAUUAUGAACACUUUAUUGGUAAAUUUUAAAGAAAAAUGCUUAGAUAUGCCAUUUACAAAUAAGGGUAUUUAUUUAAAGGAGAUUAAUUACUUUUUUUUAAAAACAAUAAUUCAUCUUGAUAAAGAUUUACAAAAAAAUUGCAUUAUUUAUUUAUUCCAAAAAAUUAAAUUGGUUUUCUCCGAGUCAAAUUUUGAAUUUAUUGAUAUUUGGAUAUUUAAAUAUACUAAUCUUUUACCUGAUGAUUUAGAAUUAGAAGUCAAAGAUGUGUAUUAUGUAAAUCUGAAAUCAUUAAAAAAAGAUAUUAUUGAUAAUUUUAUAGAUAAAAACCAGCUUUAUGAUUCUUAUAUUAAAAUAAGAAAGAUUUUAUAUAAAAACGAGAUGUAUUUAGUAAAUCAUAAGGUUUUAAAUAUAAUUAAAACAGAUUCGGAAAAUAUAACACUUGAGAAAUCAGAAGACAUUGAAAAGUAUUUUUUAGAGCUCAAUAGGUUUGAUAAAUUUUUACAAUCGGAAACUGAUGACUUUGACGAUAUAAAGCGUCAAAUUUUGAAUAAUAUUCUACGAAAAAAGAUUAGUGUUUUUAAGAACUUUUUAACAAGUACACAAAGUAAAUCUAAAAAAUUAAUGGAAAUUAUUAGGAUUAUUGACAAAUUACCAGAUUAUUAUGAAAUUAUUUUUAAGGGCGUAAUACCCGUUCUCGAAAAUGAUAAAGUAAUUUUGUUUUUUGUUAAUAAAAUACUAAAUAUUGAAGGUCCAAGUUUAAAUAAUCAACAAACAAGCGAAUUAGAAAACUUAAUGCCACAAUUUGGAUUUAUUUUACAUAAUUCUACUAUUUAA
Vairimorpha ceranae is the source of this 1464-nucleotide messenger RNA. RefSeq names its product sam-dependent methyltransferase. The record is from RefSeq and is a predicted model, not a curated record. NCBI's taxonomy places the organism in Eukaryota, Fungi, Microsporidia, Nosematidae. Bases 1 to 1464 code for a protein of 487 amino acids. The transcript has a single exon.